CUGGGGUGAGGCUGCUGGGCAGAGGUGGCCGGGGCGCCAGCGAGGAUGGGCUUGCUCUGCGGCCUGGCUCUGCUCCUUCUUCUCCUCUGCUGGGAGUCUGGAGAUUUCCGGAGCUCUGCAGAUCCCAGCCCCAAUGGGCCAUGCCCAUUUAGGACAACAGACACCACCAACAUGCUAACUGCAAUGCCACGGAUCAGCAAGAGCUUGGAGGGAAGCUUCCAGACCAGAGGCCUUGCUCAGACCACAGAGCCAGCCCAACUUUCUGGGGAGGCUCCCACCCUGUGCCCUGAGACCUUUUCCAAGACCUUAACCCCAGCUGUCACUGCUUCUGAAACAGAGACCGAGGAGACUCUGACCAUUUUAGAGACCCAGGACACCCAGACCACCCUCCCUGUCACAAAGUUCAGGGGGUUGCAGACCCCUUUCCCCAUCACUGAGUCCAGUGACACCCUGACCCACUCCACUGGCUCCAAGGCUGGGGAUACUCAGGUCACCUUUCUUGUCACAGAGUCUAGGGGCACCCAGAUUACUUCCCCUGUCACAAAGACCAGAGACAGCCUAAUCAUCUCCUAUGCAUCAAAAAGCAGGGACACCUGGAACAUUUCUCCAGCAUCAGAGGAGGACAUUCCCCUCUCCACAGAGUCCAGGGACACUCAGACUACUGUCCAUGACACAGAGACGAGGGACACUCUGAUCAUUCCCCAUACCUCGGAGAGCAGGGUGACACAGACCAUUUCUUCUACCUCAGAGACCAAGACACUCACAAAAAUAAUCCCUUCUGACAUCAUGGCUGCAAUCACUGUCCCUGUGAAGGCUUUGGCUAUGGGAGGCAGCUCCACAAGAACUGGACAGAUCACAGAUGAGACUUCUCCAGGCAGUGAUCCCCUGAGAGCCAUCUCUGACACUCUUCAUACUGAUGACAGCUCUGAGGAAACAAAAUGGACCACAAACCACAUCUUGACAUUGGCGCGCACUUGGGUGGAAGCAGAGAGCCCAUCCUCUGACAGCAGCUCUUCCUCGGUCAUCACCACUUCCCAAGCCCUAGGUCCUAAUGCUGCCAGCAAGGUCUUGGUCCCCUGCAGCACCCCCCACAUCAAGUUCUCUGGGGAAAUUGAAACAGCUGCCACCAUCUCUGGGACUUCAGACACAGGUCACAGACCAACAGGAGGUAGGGCCUUGCCCACCCCUGAGAUAUCAGCUUUGUCUGCCUACACAGAGGAAAAGUCACCCAAGCUGAGCUCCAUAUUCCCUACUGAGACCCUGCCCACAGUUAGCACUUCAGAGUUAGCAAUCCCUAAUACCACCCCCGAGGCCUCACUCCCCAACAGCACCACAGGAAAAAAAGCAAUAUCAUCCCGCACCCCUGGCCCUACAACAGCUCAGGUGACAGUUAGCAUGGGCCCCUUGGGAGAAACCUCAGCCUUCUCUCAACAGAGCUACUCUGUGGUCUCAGAAGCAGUUAUAGUCUCUGCUAAAGCUGCCUCAACAGUGGGCCAAGUGACUUCCUCUUCUGGAUCCUCAGCUUCAGUCUCCAGCUCUUCAAAAGGAGCUGUCAUCAAGAACUCUACCCCACCAGAGCCUUUUACCACAGAAAGCACAACCAACAAGGCCUUCCCAACCAGAAGCAGCCCUCUUUCUUCUGUUCAUCCAAUUGUAGCUAGCAGCAGCCAAGAGACAAGCUUCACCUCAGCUAAGAUCAUGAUUUCACCAAAGUUCCCUUCAGAGAUUUUUACCAGCAAAGACAUAAUGAGCAGGGUUGACUCCACCAGUGAGGACCUUCCUUCUGUCCAUCUGAUUACAGUCAACAGCAACCAAGAGACAAUUGUCACCUCAGUUAUGACCAUAAUUUCACCAAAGAUCCGUUCCAAAAUUCUUACUACAGAAGGCCCAACCAGCAGGAGUCCUCUUUCUUCUGUCCUUUCAAUGACAGCCAGCAGCAAUCAAGAGGCAAUCAUCACCUCAACCAUGACCACAACCUUACCAAAGGUCCCUCCAGAAGUUUUUACUACAGACAGGGUGUUUUCCACCAGCAACCCACUUUCCUCUGUCCAUCUGACUACAGUCAGCAGCAGCCAAGAGACAAUCGGCACCUCGGCCAUGACUACAACCUCACCAAAGAUCCCUUCAGAGCCUUUUAUUAUGGAAGGCACAGCCAGUGGGGCCUCAUCCACCAGUGGGAACCCUCUUUCCUUUGUCUAUCUGACCACAGCCAGUGUCAGCCAAGAAACAAGUAUCACUCCAGCCAUGACCAGAGCCUCACAAAAGACCUCUCCAGACAUUUUUACCACAGAUGGUACAACCAGCAGGACCUUCUCCACCAUCAGGGAACCUCUUUCUUCUGUCCUUUCAACUAUAGCCAGCAGCAGCCAAGAGACAAUUGGCACCUCAGCCAUGACUACAGUCUCACCAAAGUCCCCUUCAAAGGUUUUUACCGCAGACAGGGCCUUUCACACUAACAGCCCUCUUUCUCCUGUGCAUCUGACUAUAACCCACAGUAGCCAAGAGACAAUCGCCACCUCAGUCAUGACUACAGUCUCACCAAUGACACUUCCAGAGAUGUUUACCACAGAUGGCACAACCAGCAGGGCUUUUCUCACCAGCAGGAGCCCUCUUCCUUCUGUCCUUUCCACUACUGCUAGCAGCAACCAAGAGGCAGUCAUCAGCUCAGCCAUGACCACAAUCUCACCAAAGAUUAAGAGGAAGCCCCUGAUGGCUACAUCCACCACUGUUUGGACAAAUCAGUCUUCAGAAGUUACUGCAGGUGCAGAUGGAGGCUUCCUCCUCGUGCGGCUGAGGGUGGCUUCCGUAGAAGACCUUACAGAGCCUGCAAAGGCAGAGAGGCUGCUGCGGCAGCUCCACUGUGAACUGCAAAACUUCCUGAAACUUGCCCACCUUUCUUUACUGCGUGUCCAGAGAAGUUGAAGAAUAUCAGCUGCAGCCAGGCUGUCCCCUGUGCCGAAGAACAGCCCUGCCAAUGGCCUGAUCCCGCUGACAGACUGCAGCUGCGUUACUGUACUGACAGGGACCCAGAAGGUUCCCAUGAAGGUCAGCUGGCCCAACCCCUUACCCAGAAGUGAAUGUAGAAUCCUAGCUCACUUAUGUGUGGGGAGGGGGUUUCCCUUGUGCCCAGCAGGGUCCUUUACUUCCAGGGCUCAUGGAUUGUAGUCAAUAAAGAUAGACUGGAUCCCCCUUCCCUGCACUUGCAUGUGAUAUUCUAUGUGGGCAUUUAGGUUGCAUAGCUGUCUUAGUGACUUUCUCAUCCCUGGGACACAAUACCCGACACAUACAACCUGAAGGAGGAGAGGUGGCCCUGGCUCAUGGUUGCAGUUCAUGGUCAGCCAGCUCCAAGGUAGGAAGGCUGUUGGAAGGGGCUGGCCCAGGAAGCUUCUCUGUCACCGCAGGCAGGAAGCAGAGUGUGUAAAGGUGUGGUCCCCGCUCAAGAAACCCUUCCAGGCCACACCUUCAGGGGCCCUCCUCUUCCCACGGGGACACCACCUCCUGAUAGCAAGUCAGCUAUGGUUCUGCAACAGCAAACAGCAAAACCACAAACGACACCCAGGAUUUGCAGGCAGUUUUAUUUAUGUUGAUGGGCACUGACAAGGAAUCAAUUAUUCCUCAAAAUGUCAGUCCUCAAAGACUCAGGGAGGGGGGCUUUUAUGGAGUUGCAAAGGGAAAUACAGAGGCAGAGUAUUUGGCUGUCUUUGAUUGGUUCUUACAACACGCAUCAUAGUAACCAGCAAACAUUCCCAACAGAAGUAACAGGGACUGUAAUGGGAACUAUUACCUGGGCAACUAACAGAAACAAGCAUAUGGCAGGGUGGAGAUGGGGGGCAUUUUCGGCUACAGCCCCCCAAGACCCAAUCACCUCCCCAGAGGCCUCCCUCUCAGCUGUUAAGAGGCAGGAGGAGGUUCAUAAAGUAGCCUUGUGAAAAGAAUUCCAACAUUCACUGUGGUAAAUGCACCAAGAGUUUGGGGUGUCAUUUCUGGAUCUAAACAUCACAAGUAGGGCCCACAGUUUCCUCUGUCCUUUACAUUCUCCACUCCUCAGUUUGGACCUGGAUCACAGCCCUUACUGAGGCCACCCCUACAGUCUGCUGAACUUUGAGCUCUGUACUAGUCUCCUUAUUGAAUAUAAUUAAUUUAUUAAGAUAAAAGAUUUAUUUUGAAGCAUAGUUUUGGAGUUUUCAGGCCAAG
Octodon degus (degu) is the source of this 4194-nucleotide messenger RNA. RefSeq names its product mucin 20, cell surface associated (gene Muc20). Bases 46 to 2922 code for a protein of 958 amino acids. Lineage: Eukaryota; Metazoa; Chordata; Mammalia; Rodentia; Octodontidae. Gene Ontology annotation, biological process: hepatocyte growth factor receptor signaling pathway. The transcript has 4 exons. The record is from RefSeq and is a predicted model, not a curated record.